AUGACAGACUUUCUUUUAGUUUCUUCAAGAAAACAUUUAGAUUCUUGGAUUUUUCCUAAAGGUCAAAUCGAAGUUGAUAUAGAUGGAAAUCAUUCAGGUAGAUCUGCUUUACGUGAAGCUUGGGAGGAAGCUGGAAUCCGUGGAAAAGUGAUUCGACAGCUACACCAAUCUCAAGACAAAAAACCACAUAAAAAAUCAAGUUCGACUUCCACACACUUUAUUCCAAGAGCAGAAUAUACAUUUUGGUUAAUUGAAGUGAUUGAAGAAUUAAAUGAAUGGCCAGAACGAUUAGAAAGAGAAAGAAAAUGGGUUAAAAGAAAAGAAGCUUCUGAUUUAGUUUCUUGGCGUCAAGAUGGACAAGUUGAAGCUUUGAGUAAGGUUUUGGAUUCGGAGAUAUGUGGGUUGAAUAGUGAAGGUGAAACGGUAUCUGCGUCAUAUACAACGUGUUGA
Melampsora larici-populina 98AG31 is the source of this 450-nucleotide messenger RNA. RefSeq lists its product as uncharacterized. The coding region runs from base 1 to 450 and encodes 149 amino acids. The transcript has 2 exons. Gene Ontology annotation, cellular component: cytoplasm; nucleus. Lineage: Eukaryota; Fungi; Basidiomycota; Pucciniomycetes; Pucciniales; Melampsoraceae. Gene Ontology annotation, molecular function: bis(5'-adenosyl)-pentaphosphatase activity; diphosphoinositol-polyphosphate diphosphatase activity; endopolyphosphatase activity. The record is from RefSeq and is a predicted model, not a curated record. Gene Ontology annotation, biological process: diphosphoinositol polyphosphate metabolic process; adenosine 5'-(hexahydrogen pentaphosphate) catabolic process; diadenosine pentaphosphate catabolic process.